Messenger RNA from Dinoponera quadriceps, 7237 nucleotides. RefSeq names its product regulator of G-protein signaling 17 (gene Dhit). The transcript is spliced from 5 exons. Lineage: Eukaryota; Metazoa; Arthropoda; Insecta; Hymenoptera; Formicidae. The coding region runs from base 1875 to 2834 and encodes 319 amino acids. The record is from RefSeq and is a predicted model, not a curated record.
AAACUUCCUAUAGUUAUCAUCAAUACAAGCCACAUCUUCCGAAAUACCGAUCUUCCUGAGAAUUUCUUUCCCUACCUCUGUUUAUCUCCUCGUUGAGGUGUGAUCGACGCUCGACCGGAAGUCUUCCGAGAAGAUAUCAAGCGAUCAAUUGCGACGAGAAGCUAACACAAAGAUAGUCUUCAGCAGUCUACUUUGCCGGCGUGACAGCGCCGCGGUUUCGUCUCUCCCUCUGGUCUCGACUUCUGCCAAUCAAUAACCGGCGCAUCGACUCGCUUACGCUCCACUCUCCUUCCCCCGCUACCUCCCUCCCCCUGUCCUCUCUCUCUCUCUCUCUCCCUGCCUCUCUUUUCCUUUUUCUACUUAUCUCGCUCUCUACUUCAUCUCUCUUCACAUCUCUCAUCCUUUUCUCUUCCCCCCGUUCUUCGCUUCUAGUCUCUUCUCUUUCUAUUCUACUAUACAAUCACUAGCGCACACGCAUUCUAAGUGUUCUCUCUUUAUUUUCUCUCAUCGUUUUCGCUCAUUGCUACAUCACACAUUCUCUCUCUCUCUCUCUUUCCCGCCCUCUCGCUCCCGUGCGUGCGAGCUACGCGCGGCGAAAUACCGCGGGUGCCUGUCAGCGCGAUCAUCACCAUCAGCAACGGAGGUAGACGCAUCGGCAGCGGUCCUGACGGCGGCAGCAUCAUCGGCGGCAGCGGUGCCCGAGCUCGCCGCGCCAGCGCCUUGCGCACCAGCCUCUCUAACAGGCGCGCGCGAGUAUCUAUUUAUAUUCCGUCAAACGUAACGGAGGACGAAAUCGAGCGCUGUUCCACGCGUACGGCCACCUACGCCAGCCGAAAGAAGGAGGCGGCGUGAGAUCGGCCGCGAAGAUCGCGAGCGUGGCACGACGCGGCGUGCAGCGCGGCGCGACGCGGCCGCACCUACAAACUGUAACCGAGACGUAAUGGGUCGAUCGCGUGCGAGAUCCUCGUCGUCGUCAUCCCCGUCGUUGUCAUCGUCGUCGUUGUCGCCGUCGUAAGGUUCAAGGAUAUCACACCUCUAGUCUGUUAAACGACCGGACGGCCCCGCGUAUCUCUAUUCAUCAUCCGAUCGCAUCCAUCCUUGAGAACGGGCAGCAGCAAGGACCUCCACGCUUCCUGUUUCGUUUUGCCUCCACGACGAGGCUCGCAUCCGCGCACUCUCGCCUCUUUCUCUCUCUUUCUCUCCCUCUGCCCUCUCUCCCUCUUUCUCUCUCUCUCUCUCUUUUAUCACGACCAACCAGUCGAUUAGCGCGCCCGGUUACCUCGUCGCCAAGGAGGGUGGAGGGUGCCGCAAGAAGAGGGUGACGACGGACGCUGGUGGUGAUACCGCGGGUAUCGGCCAGGAGGGUCGCGGAAACGACGACGGACGAUCGGCAGGAAGCGGACGAAGGCGGGAAAUGGACGAAGUAUCAUGCGCGACGACGACGUAACCCUCCGUUCGGGGUGCGCUGCUGCUGCCGCUGCCGCCGCUCAGUGUCGUCGCGCGACGUCGCCAUCGACGGCAUAGUGCCUCGCCCGGUCGCAAGGCCAGGGACCACCGCCGCCGCAUCGUGCUUUGUGGUGCGCGUAUGUGUCCGUCCGCGAGCCCGUGAAAGAGGGCUACGUGCGCUGGAUACCGUGCUUCAGUUCAGGGCUCUGGUGCGCACUGCGAGCAUGCGGCCUUCGGGCGAGGCCCGGCGAGGCGGUCCCGCGGGAGGACCGGGCUAAAAGGAACGUAUCGGUUACUCUCGUACGCGCGGGCACGGUGCGCCCGCGGCCGUGCCCGCACCCGCACCCCCGCGCCGCCGGCCACACGCCGAUUAGGCUGAUCCUGAGGACGCGGGAAGCGAGCUGGACUCGCUUUCGGACGCAUGGAACAUGAUAGAGAUGUCGAGUGGACUCGGUGCAACUGCAAUGGGGAUCGGUGUUAGUCACGGGACUGGCGGCGAAGGUGUAGCUGGUGGUUGCCGCCUCCGUGCACAGAACCAAAGCCAGGCCUCGGGGUCCACGAUGCAGCACAGUAAUCCGCAACAAUCGUCUCAGCAGCAGCAAUCGCAGCAGCAACAGCAACUGGCGCCCGCGUCGCAGCAGCAGUCGCAGCAACAGCAACGCCAGACGGCCGGAUUCAUGGGCCGUUCGAAGAAGGACAACUGUUGCCUGUGCUGGUGCUGUUGCUGUAGUUGCUCGUGUAGGAAUAAAUGUUUGGCGGCAGUCGGCGGUAACUCGACGGGCACCGGAGCGGGUGAGCAGGGCAAGAAAAAGGGCAACGCCGGCGUCGACGGCGAGCAAGGCAGCGGCAUCGGCGUCGACCUUGCGGGUGCAGGUGCGGGUAACGGUCUCGACGGACACGACGGUCUCGACGGCAUAGAGUGCUGCAACUUGGAAGAAAUCCGAGCCUGGGGCUCGUCCUUCGACAAGCUGAUGAGGAGUGCCGCCGGUCGCAAUCUCUUCAGGGAGUUCCUCGUAAGCGAGUACAGCGAGGAGAACAUCGCCUUCUGGCUAGCCUGCGAGCAACUCAAGCGGGAGAGCAAUCCGGAGACGAUCGAGGAGAAGGCGCGUUUAAUUUACGAGGAUUACAUAUCCAUUCUUUCGCCCAAGGAAGUGAGUCUGGACUCGCAGGUGCGAGAGAUCGUCAACCGCAACAUGGUGGAGCCGACGCCGCACACCUUCGACGAGGCGCAGCUGCAGAUCUACACCCUCAUGCACCGGGACUCGUAUCCACGCUUCGUCAACAGCGAGAUUUACCGGAGGGUCGCCAGAUUGAACAGCAGCUCGCCGAGCCCAAGCACCGUGCAGGAGCACAGCGGCAAGUCGAAGGGCAAACGCGGGGCGACGUAAUCAUAUGAUCGACGGUCCAGGGACGUCGUGAGCGCGGACCAAGAUCAAUUAUCAAGCACCUUUCACCCACGCGUCGAUCGGCCAAAUCGCUCGGCGGAAAUUCGUCCGGUAAAAGCCUUCCUCCUCGGUCGAGGCGAGGAAUCGCCCGAGCACGGCCGACGAGGUCACGCGGCGACGAUCCGGGGAAAACCGCCAAUCCCGCGGGACCCGUGAGUCAUCUCCCUCGGGUGGACGAGGAGAGAACCUCCUGGUGGUCGGCCGAUCUGCUCGCCAAAAGCCUUGGGGGCUUGUUCAGUGAUUCGCUCUUCCACGCGAAGGCGCAACGGGGCCACGUAAUCGCGCUCGCGACACGCGAGCCAUUACGACACCGAUGAUGAUGAUGAUGAUAAUGGUGGUGAUGAAGAAGAUGAUUAUGAUGAUGACUGAACGUACGACGAGAUCGCGGCCGGUCGGUCGGUCGCGUUGAUCGCUCGCGUUCCACUUCCAGGAGUUCGGUGCAAGCGCGUGCACGCGACAGUGGAUCGCAGCCGAGAGAGAGAGAGAGAGAGAAGGUGGAGGGGAGGGAGGAAGAGAAGAAGGUCACGCGAGAUCGUUCGGGGAUGGCGAGCCAUCCGCGGAACACCCUCGGUCCAUCGAUCUUCGAGCCUCGCGAUCUUACUUUUCGUCGUCGUCGUGGUAGCUCAGAAGCUUGCGUAGGAUCGACUCAAAGCGCUUACGAGCUUUCUUCCUCUCUUUUCGCUCUUCUUAGUUUAAGAGCGAGUACGAUUCGAAUCACACAUACGUACAAACAAACGAACACAUUCACACACGCGCAAACAUAGAGAACAGCUUCACGUCGGCGAGCUCACACGAUCGAAAAUUGUCGAAGCGAUCCUCCCUCGGCCUCUCAGCAUCCGCGGAGAAUGAAAAGGAGUCCGACGCGGAGAACUCUCGAUCGAUCGAGUUCGCGGAUAUGUAAACGCCUAAAGUUGUGAUUCGAAUUGCGCCCGCUGCACUGGGGAAAAAGGUAGACUACGUACGGCUCGAGUCUGGCGAAACGAGAAACGCUUGUUACGUGGUGCACGACCGCGCGCGGCUACUCGACUUUCAGUCGGUGCGUUGAUGAUAAUCGUCGUAUAAUCUAGUCGUCUCUCCUCCGCCCGGUAAGCCCCGCGAGUGCACGCUUUCUUUGCGCGAAGAAUCGGACGCAACGGGUUCCUCGCGGUAGCCGUCGCGAGCCGUCGGGUGGCUCGCGACUCGGCGCUUCGCCGAAGCAGAUACUUAUUCCUCUCGCAGGAUGCAGCCGCUGGCAUCCUGUUGAUCGUGUCUCCUGUGAUCUUAAGAUUAACGCGCGCGCGCGCAGCCCUGGGGCUCGCCGAGAGUGUCGCGUGUCCUCGAAGAUAGGUUUAAUCUGCUCAAGAUCGCUCUCUCUCUCGUUACCGCGACGGUUCACGCUCGGGAGAUAAUCGAGUCGUCGUCGUCAUUACAGCCCGCUGUAACUUCAGGGUAACGUAUCGUAACGUGACGUGACGUAACGUGACGUGACGUGACGCAUUUUUUAUCGCGCGCGCACUUUUCUAUAAUUGCAAGUAGUCCCCGCGAAUCUUCCUCUUCUGGAAGGACGAGGCCGCGAGAAAGCCGCGUGUACUUAUUCCGAUGAAUAAGAGAAACGUUAAGGGGGAGGAAAGGAGACGCAGAGAUGGUGAGAAAGAAAGAGAGAGAGGGAGGGAAGUAGCGUCGGAACGCCGAGCGUCUUCGCCGAGAAUAUCGACUCGGCGUUCGCUUCCGUAGCACUUUAAACGAAAAGCUCGAUGGACGGGGGGGAUCUUCGGUUUAGUUCCCGGCGCGUCAUCCCCAUGGCGGAUAUCGCGAGCUACUGCCAGCGAGAACCACACCAAAGAUCGAACGUGCGUAGGAGCAACUGAUCUGACGAUCGCCAAAGAUAACAACAUUCGACGAACACACCAGAUACGAACGCACACACACACACACAUACACAGAGGUGACUCGCAUAAAAACGCAUAUAUACCGGAGACACGCACACACGUACCCACAGUCUGAUCCAAGCGCGUGUAGAAUCUAGUCACGCGGAUACGCGAUCGGAAAACGCGUGAUCAUGCGAAGCAAAAGGCCUAACCACGAGAUAAAAAACCAAGCAAACAUUCAGGUGCUCCCGAACUCGCGUCAAAUCGAGGCUGUCGCGCCGAAAUCGGACUGUCAUCGUUGUUACGGAUGAAAAAGGGAAAAGGAAAGAGAGAGAGAGAGAAACGCGAAGAGAAAGGGAUAACGAGAUCGACGAAAAAAGCGGCCGGGAGUCGCGGCGCGGAAACCCUUAGUAACGCUAUUCGAUAAGCGGGUAUGAGAUAAGAUCGGGAUACGAAAGAGAAAGGAUGCAAAAGGAGGCUGAAGAAAAAUCACGAGGACUCGAUCGGCGUCGCGCACCGUCACCGUCAUCGAAGACAAUUCAUUCUCGCGCCGCGACGCCUGCCCGACGACGACAGAUUUCUUCUCGGCCGCGAUGCGCUUCGACCGAUCGCUCCUCACACGGACAUCUCUCGCUUCAUCCCUCCGCGGGAUCGUCCUCCCUCCGAAGAGAUCCCGCGCAAACGCUCUCUACGGCUGGAUUCACGUCUGACAUUUCGCCUUCCCGCGACUCUCACGAUGACGACGGCGGUGCGAACGUGGCGUGAACUCGCUCAAGAGAUUUCCCCUCAGGUAUUAUCUUACAAUAACGAAGAGAUGCUUAUCAGAGAGGAGGCGUCCGGCAGAAAUGUCGCGCGACUAAUGUCAAAUAUAAGUAAAAGCCGAAAAUACUAAGCUGAAUAAACUAAUCGAGCAACGUCCGAGAGAUAUUUUCCCUGCGGCGCUCGCGCCGCGUCCGCACCGAUUGCGCCGGGACACACGAGUCAAUCAAUGCAACGAGUGCGAGUGUCGAACGUGAACUUUCCAUUAUCACUAAUACCUUUCUCGACAUUGUGGAGAACCGAUCUCGCGGCCGGAGGAGAGCGACGCUCGGCCGCGACAGCAUAUCGUAAGUUCAAGCAGCUCGACUCAACGUUAUCCACCUGCGUGUGUUGUUGCAUUUUUUCACGCCCCCCUUUCUCCUCUUCUUUUCACGGACUCGAUACUCGGGGACUCGUUGGCAUCUCGACGCAUCGACGGCACAACGGAGACAUGAUACCCGCCGCUCAUCGCGAAACGACCAAAAGAACAGAGAAGCGGGGAAGUUCGAGCGCAUCGCGGCGCGAUUUCCACUCGCGACACACAAAUAUCGGUACUACGCAUCGCGCGUCAGGUAGACGUUUUAAGCGUACAAGUGACACAUGCGAAAAGCGAUAGACGGCCCGCCCGAGAGAUCAUCGAGAGAUCGGGAGGGUGAGAGCGGCAUGUGCUCGCGUCUCUCUAGUCAGAUCGAAAUCGUCGGCAUCGUCGAGAGCGGACAGGACAAACGAUAACAUUCGCGAAGAAUUAAGCAUUUGGCUACUGCCCUUGUAGAUAAUAUAUAGAUAGAUAUAAUGAACGAGAGGAAAUUUAAUGAUUACAAAUAUAAAUAUAAAUAUAAAUAUAAAUAAAUAAAUAUAUAUAUAUAUAUAUAUAUAUGGAGAGGAAAAAAUAUAUAUAUAUAAAUAUACAGACACAUGUGCUAUGUUCCACAUAGGUUCAGAAUGCGAGCGUGCGAGAAUAAUGGAAGAGAGAAUGCGAGAGAGUGACGCGAUUCUUUUUAACUCUUCGAUCCUUUGUUCGACGCGAGGACAAGCCUGUCCACCGCGACUGAAAAAAAAAAUAAAUAAAAACGGAAUAUAAAAGGGAAGCGUAAGACGACAGUAACCAGCGAAGAUCUCAAGGUCGAUCGUAAAUCCGACAUCGACGAUAACGCCUCGCGUGACGACCGAAGCGGAAGAUGAACGCGAGAUUUAUAACGGAAAUCGCGAGCAAUGACAAUUGCGCGAGAGUUGCGUUUAGAUCGAGACAGGGGUCGAUAGAGCGAUGUAACAAUGCGCGCAAUAGCUCCGAAUAUUCUCUCAAGACUCACAACGGGCAAUUUAUAUCGUUUUAUAUUGCGAUCUGAAGUGUUUUAUGCUGUAAUCCAAAAUGUUAACCAAAAUGUUGCAUCGUUCAUGAUUGCCGUUAUAUCUUUAUUGUCUCAAUUUAUUUUUGCAUCGGUUUUUACUUAUUACCGCUUCCACAUUCAUAAGCAGGUAUUGAAAGACAUAUGUGACGUAUGGAUUUUCCGGCAGCGUCUUUGUUGAAGACGAUCGUACCGUUCGCUCUCUCUUCUCUUGUCUCCAACAGGGUUGUUGUGAAGGCCGUUCAUUUAGGACCUCAACGCGGCUUCCGGAGGCCUCGCGUCGGCAUCGUCGAUGAAAUUAAGCGGUGAGAUUGCUCGAACGUCGUCUUCACUAAUAAACGCACAAUUUUCUCAA